Messenger RNA from Diaporthe citri, 891 nucleotides. RefSeq lists its product as uncharacterized. The record is from RefSeq and is a predicted model, not a curated record. Bases 1 to 891 code for a protein of 296 amino acids. The transcript is spliced from 4 exons. NCBI's taxonomy places the organism in Eukaryota, Fungi, Ascomycota, Sordariomycetes, Diaporthales, Diaporthaceae.
AUGUCUGAUACAGAUCCCAUUGUGUGGAAAGAUGCCAAGAAGCGGUGUGGACAGGUCGUCAGCAGGCGCAUGUGGCUCUGGACGUACACACCCAUUGGGCUAUUUCUCGUGGGUGGGCCCGUUUUCUUUUCCGUGUUUGGCUCCUCAUCUCUACAAUUUGAUCACGACUUUGGGGACAGCAUAGGCAACCGAAUCAUCCAAAUGUCUAACUCCGACUAUGGAUUCGAUUGCUUCAACACAAGUACGGCGACAUUGCUCGCUUAUUGUCUCACGACGAACUUGCCUCAACUCGCUAUUUCGACCUCUUGCUUCACCUUCAGUUCUCUAUAUUCGACUAUUUUCCAAGGCAAAUACUGGGCGGACUUCGCUGUGAAAGCUCAGCAGCUCCGGUCAGACGAUAUACGUAAUGCCAUUGCAAGCGUCUCUUUUUGGCAUUCCGAGUUCGAAUUCAAUGACGUUGACGUGUAUAUGGGGUCUUCCGUUCAAGCCAUGAUCCCCGGUCUUGUUAUUGCCGCAGUCGCUGCUGGGAUUCCGGUCAUCCUCAGCUUUCGCCCCCUGCCUUUGAAGUCCGUCAUCGUUGGCACCGACUCGGCGGUCAUUGCGAGUUACUCUCCGUCUAACACACCAUCGGACAGGCAGGACGAAGACUUUGAGUGUCGACAGAAUCCAGGCAUCCAACUUGAUAAUCUCAUGAGGUCGCGCAGGGACAUCGGAAGGCUGAGAUGGGGCGUACUGGAUCUCGGAAGCGAACGAAAUCAGCGGCCGGGUGUCCUUGGUCUGGGUACCGAGGAGGAAGUCAUCAAAGUCUCCCCCAUUGCUGGCCACAAGUACAUUUCAGUUGCUUCAGCCUCCGAUGGUGUCAACCACUUCUACCGAGGCCAAGCCGCCUGA